Messenger RNA from Pristis pectinata (smalltooth sawfish), 2083 nucleotides. It is a transcript of the gene bmp6, whose product is annotated as bone morphogenetic protein 6. Gene Ontology annotation, molecular function: growth factor activity; cytokine activity. The record is from RefSeq and is a predicted model, not a curated record. Gene Ontology annotation, cellular component: extracellular region. Gene Ontology annotation, biological process: SMAD protein signal transduction. NCBI's taxonomy places the organism in Eukaryota, Metazoa, Chordata, Chondrichthyes, Rhinopristiformes, Pristidae.
AUUGAUAACAUGUGAAGAGCAGAGAUAGUGUGUGAGAGCGCGAGAUACACACAGGGUCUGAGUCGUUGCAGACACAGAGUGUAUUUAUUUAUAUAUAUUUAUAUUUAAAAUAUAUAGAAAAAGUUUUUUUUGUUUCACAUCCAAAAGCAAAGUUUGUAUCUCUGUUCUGGACAAUGGGAGCAUUUGCAGUCGAGCGGGGAGUCGCGCUCGGGCUGUUGUGGAGUUGUUGCCUGGUGGUUGAGUGGCUGUCCGUGGCGGGCAGCCUGCUGCUGGACACGGGCAGCCACAGCGACCUCCACUCGAGCUUUGUGCACCGCCGCCUCAAGCACCACGAGAAGAAGAACAUGCAGCGGGAGAUUCUCUCCAUCCUGGGGCUGCCGCACCGGCCCAGACCUCACUCGCACGGGAAGCACAACUCGGCGCCCCUCUUCAUGCUUGACCUGUACAAUGCCAUGUCCACCGGGGGCGAAGAGGAGGAGGAAGAGGGUUUCUCGCAUCAGUACAGACCAGUGUUCACCACGCAGAGUCCGCCGCUGGCUAGCUUGCAGGACAGCUCUUUUCUCAACCAGGCGGACUUGGUCAUGAGUUUCGUGAACCUGGUCGAGCAGGAAGAAGACUUUACUCUCUACCAGCCACACCGACAGGAGUAAUUUAACCUUUCCCAAAUUCCAGAGGGGGAAGCUGUCACAGCUGCAGAGUUCCGAAUUUACAAGGAGUGGGUCCGAAGCCGCUUUGAAAAUGAAACAUUUGAGAUUGGUAUCUACCAGGUGUUGCAUGAGGAUGCAAACAGAGAUACAGAUCUGUUCUUGCUGGAUACGCGGACAGUUUGGGCCUCGGAGGAAGGCUGGCUGGUGUUUGAUGUCACUGCUACGAGCAACCUGUGGGUGAUGAGCCCCCAGCACAACCUCGGACUCCAGCUACGGGUGCAGACUAUUGACGGGCAAGGUGUCAGCCCCAAACUUUCCGGCUUGAUGGGACUCCAUGGGCCCCAGGAGAAGCAGCCCUUCCUAGUGGCCUUCUUCAAAGUCAGCAAGGUGCACAUCCGAACGACUCGUUCAGCUGCAAGCAAGCGCAGGAACCAAGGCCGUGGCAAAUCUACGUCUGUUCAAGAGUCGCCCAGGGCAACAAGUUUAACUGAGUACAAUACCAGUGACCAGCGGCAGGCUUGCAAGAAGCAUGAACUCUAUGUCAGCUUUCGGGACCUGGGAUGGCAGGAUUGGAUCAUUGCACCCGAAGGUUACGCAGCCUAUUACUGUGAUGGAGAAUGCUCAUUUCCGCUCAAUGCACACAUGAAUGCCACGAACCAUGCCAUUGUUCAGACACUGGUCCACCUCAUGAACCCGGACUACAUCCCCAAGCCCUGCUGUGCUCCCACCAAGCUGAAUGCAAUUUCUGUGCUCUUCUUUGAUGACAGCUCAAACGUUAUAUUAAAAAAGUACAGGAACAUGGUAGUCAGAGCAUGUGGCUGUCAUUAAAGGGACGUACAUGGAAUCUCAUCUUCAGGUGUCCUGAAACUACUGGAGGAACUAAAUCCUCAACAUAUAGCGAUAAUUAAAAAAAAAUCCUUGGAGCAAUACCUCUGUAAAUAAUGUUUACAAUUUUUUUUAAAAGAAAAAUUCUACUUAAAGGCAGUUGUAAUAUAUUUUGUACAUAGUUUUCAUAAAAAUGUAAUUUAUUUGUUUUUGGGUUUGUUUGGUAACCACAUUUUAACUAGGGGCCAUAAUGUGUUUUUAACAGUUAAUGGCUUUCAAGGGUGGAAGACGCAGUGUGUGAGAUAAGGGAUGCAAACUCCUUUAAGCAUUAUGAAAAACUCCAAGGCCACUUAUCACAGACCUAGUUUGGACAGAAACUGCACAUUACGUUUAUAAAACGCACUCCGGACAAUCAUUUACAUUUUUUUUUAUUAGAAAUUGCCAAGUAAUGUAAACUUUUGAUGUAGCAUCUCACAUUUUGUUUAAUGAUUUUAUUGUACAAAAAUUAAGUGCCAACCACACACAAGUUUUACUGCUAUCCACCUCCCACCUGGAAACAUACAAUUCAUUCUCCUAACACACAUGCUAACAAUAAAGGAUGUUAAAAUUAA